UGUUGGCAACAUCCAUCCCUUCCUUCUUUUGCGCCGCUCCUCUAGGCAGAACUGCGAGUGAACGUGAUCGAUCGAAUUUUAAAAAAGGCACACACCUACCCCUGUGCUCCCGAGAUCACGAAAUUACUUUAUAUCUCCUGAUAACAAAAAUCGGGAGUUGGUAUUUCGUGAUUUUAUCAUUUCGCGUGUGAAACUCUCAGAUUCCCACCGCACGCCUGCGAGGCAUAUAGUCCAGUGAAAAAGGGUCCAACUAAUUGGAACAAAAUGUCGAAGAACCUCGCAGAUCCCGUCGCGUUCGCGAAGGACUUCCUCGCCGGCGGCAUCUCCGCCGCCGUCUCCAAAACGGCCGUGGCGCCCAUCGAGCGAGUAAAGCUGCUGCUGCAGGUGCAGCACGUCAGCAAGCAGAUCGCCGUGGACCAGCGCUACAAAGGUAUCGUGGACGCCUUCGUGCGCAUUCCCAAGGAGCAGGGCCUGCUCUCGUUCUGGCGCGGCAACUUCGCCAACGUCAUCAGGUACUUCCCCACGCAGGCGCUCAACUUCGCCUUCAAGGACAAGUACAAGCAAGUGUUCCUCGGAGGUGUCGACAAGCACACGCAGUUCUGGCGCUACUUCGCGGGCAACUUGGCGUCGGGCGGAGCCGCCGGUGCCACCUCCCUAUGCUUCGUGUACCCGCUCGACUUCGCCCGAACGCGGCUCGCCGCCGACGUGGGCAGGGGCGACGGCCAGCGCGAGUUCAAGGGCCUCGGAAACUGCAUCUCCAAGAUCUUCAAGUCCGACGGCCUCACCGGUCUGUACAGGGGUUUCGGUGUGUCGGUGCAGGGCAUCAUCAUCUACCGCGCGGCCUACUUCGGCUUCUACGACACGGCGCGCGGCAUGAUGCCCGACCCCAAGAACACGCCCAUCGUCAUCAGCUGGGCCAUCGCGCAGUCCGUCACCACCGUGGCGGGCAUCAUCUCCUACCCCUUCGACACGGUGCGUCGGCGCAUGAUGAUGCAGUCCGGCCGCGCCAAGGGCGACAUGCUGUACAAGGGCACGCUGCACUGCUGGGCCACCAUCGCCAAGACCGAGGGCGCGUCCGCCUUCUUCAAGGGCGCCUUCUCCAACGUGCUCAGAGGAACCGGCGGCGCCUUCGUGCUCGUCCUAUACGAUGAGAUCAAGAAGCUCAUCUAAAUCAUUUAAUGUAAUGAUUGUUACCAUAAUUUCAAUUGUGAUUCUAAAUCACGCCUAGCCACUCCCCUGUGAAAUCAUGUAUUAAGUAUUUAGGAUCUACACAAAAAAAAGAAACCUAGUAACUUAUUUUUAGUUAAAUAAAAUGAUUCCAUAUAUUUUUCGUUUCAUUAAAGUAAGUCACAAGUGUUACAUAAUUUAACAAUGCAUUGUAGCGCUCAGGGUUAAUCUUUAUCAUUAAGUACUAAUAACAUCUGUUCUAAAUUUGAAAUCAGUGAUCUUGAAAUAGAGAAUUUUCUGAUCAUAUUUCUCUGUAGUGACAGUUAUGUAAUGACCUCAUUUGUGUUUGGCGUUUGAGGCCAAGGCUAGGUGACAGACUUCAUUCUAACCUCUACUCAUGUAUGAUACACUAAAUUAGUGUUAUUAUUAUCCUGGUAGUACAGUAACCAACUUAACAUAAAAGGGAGUGAUAUAAAAAUGUGUAGUGAGUUAUGUAAUGCUUGAAUUCAAUUUGCUGUGGACUGUCUUCAAUCAUGUGAUGUUGGCAGCUGUUAUGUAAUGCCAGGACGCAGUGCGAGUGUGCUUGUAGAAAAAACUGUUCCACUUAUAGUGAACCAUUGUUUUGUGCUCUUAUUUUGUGAUUUUUGACUUAAAAUGAACGUCAUUAGUCUGUUUUAUAGCUGUCUUAUUUUAAAAUUCUGCUAAUAAUUAGUGUAUAACGUUGCUUCAAGUCAAAAAUUACAGAAUAUGUGUAUAAUCCAUGUAACUUAGUAGGUAACAUAUUUGGGUGCGUGCGAGGUGUGUGGCGAGUAAACUAAGUGAAUUGUUCCCUCGGGUGUGAGUUUUUUGUAAGGAAAACUUCAUGCAAUACGAGAGAUUAAAAUAUUAAAACGUU
Molecule: messenger RNA, 2062 nt
Organism: Maniola jurtina (meadow brown)
Lineage: Eukaryota; Metazoa; Arthropoda; Insecta; Lepidoptera; Nymphalidae
Gene: Ant
Product: ADP,ATP carrier protein
Exons: 2
Coding region: 265-1170 (301 amino acids)
Biological process (GO): mitochondrial ATP transmembrane transport; mitochondrial ADP transmembrane transport
Cellular component (GO): mitochondrial inner membrane
Molecular function (GO): ATP:ADP antiporter activity
Source: RefSeq, a predicted model, not a curated record